Molecule: messenger RNA, 937 nt
Organism: Homarus americanus (American lobster)
Lineage: Eukaryota; Metazoa; Arthropoda; Malacostraca; Decapoda; Nephropidae
Exons: 3
Coding region: 425-922 (165 amino acids)
Source: RefSeq, a predicted model, not a curated record
UGUGUGUCAGGUGUGUGUGUGUGCGCACGCGUGUGUGUGUGUCACAUGUGAGUGUGUGUGUGUCAGGUGUGUGUGCCACAGUAGUAACAGGGCCUCCGUAACCACCAAGUGUCACGUGUCAUCUCCCUCACUUGACGCUGCUGUGCGUUACUACACCUGUGCAUUGUAACAACUGAGUGUUAUAACACCUGUGAGUCACUAAUCUGUGUGGUGCAACACCUGUGCGUCAUAAGGACUGCAUUGCUACACCUGUGCGUCACUUCAUCAGUGUAUCGUAAAACGUGUGCGUCACGUCAUCAGUGUCGUAACACCAGUGCGUCACGUCAUCAGUGUAUCGUAACACCAGUGCGUCACGUCAUCAGUGUAUCGUAACACCAGUGCGUCACGUCAUCAGUGUAUCGUAACACCAGUGCGUCACUUCACUAUGAUGCUUUCUGCGUAUUUUGACCAGUACCCGGCUCACCUCGCUGCUGCAGCGCGGCGCCAGGCGGGCCACCAGCAGCCUUCACGCCCCAGUAUGGCCGCCCCGCCACCUCCAGGCUCUGACGCGGGCCGCACCUACACCCUCACGGAGGCCUCAGACGACUACCUCCACGACCCUCACCCUACACCCCCUGUCAGCCUUAACCCUACCAAGGAGCUGCUUCAGGUUGUUGACGGUGACGAGGAACACGCGUCUGUUGACACCUACAGCGUCCCUCUAGCCCCCAACACCCCUCCCGCCCCCUCUAACGGCUGUCCUGUUCACGACCCCUCCCACGCCCACAUCCCCCCUCAUAUAAACGCCCACGCCCAUCAGGCUUGGUCGUCAGGAGGCAGCUCCAAGUCCUCAGCAGCAGACUCCCAGCUGCUACACUGUGGCAUCUGCACCCGGCGAUACUCCAACCCCAAGGUGAGCUCACCACACCCAUCACGUUACUGAACAAAGGACCAACAC